Molecule: messenger RNA, 1366 nt
Organism: Prunus persica (peach)
Lineage: Eukaryota; Viridiplantae; Streptophyta; Magnoliopsida; Rosales; Rosaceae
Product: tRNA-specific adenosine deaminase 2
Exons: 12
Coding region: 392-967 (191 amino acids)
Biological process (GO): tRNA wobble adenosine to inosine editing
Molecular function (GO): tRNA-specific adenosine-34 deaminase activity; zinc ion binding
Source: RefSeq, a predicted model, not a curated record
GGGGAGGUGUAAUUAAGCCUAAAAAAUAUUGAAGCGCAGUACGCAUCUUCUUCCCCAGGCAAAACAUCGAGCAGUUGGAAGGCAGUCCAUAGGGUCGCACCACCGAUUCAGCUUCUCUUCCAUGUGCUUUCGUCCCUGGCAGUAUCAUAGCUGUUCCUCCAGUUUUGCAGUAAAAGAGGAAGAAAUAGAGACUGAAAAACAAACCCAACGCAUUUGACAGAAACAAAAAGAGCGUCAACCGCCGUCGUCACUGCUGCCAAAGAAAUCACAGGCAUUCACCCUCUUGUGAGCCGCUAGCCCAAACUCAAAAUCUUCAACUUAGUCGGAACUUUUUGUUCCCAAAUCGCUUCAGCUGGAUCAAAGGCUGUCUUCCCCUGUGUAUAUUUCAUAGAUGUCAUCUCUCGGGGAAGAGUACCCUGACGAUACUCUUACAUUUAUGCUUCUUGCUAUAGAACAGGCAAAGGUGGCUAUGGACUGCCUCGAAGUUCCUGUUGGCUGUGUGAUUGUUGAAGAUGGCAAGGUCAUAGCAUCUGGAAGAAAUCGAACAACUGAGACACGAAAUGCUACAAGGCAUGCAGAGAUGGAAGCCAUUGAUACCCUUCUUGAGCAGUGGAGAGAAAAGAGGCUUUCACAGUCAGAAGUUGCCAAAAUUUUUUCAAAAUGUAAACUCUAUGUUACAUGUGAACCAUGUAUAAUGUGUGCAGCGGCUUUAUCAUUCAUUGGAAUAAAGGAAGUAUUUUAUGGCUGUGGCAAUGAUAAAUUUGGCGGGUGUGGAUCAAUAUUGUCAUUGCACUCAAGUAGCUCUGAGCCACUCAUUAGUGGUGGAGCUCCAAGAGGUGAAGGAUUCAAAUGCAAUGGAGGGAUAAUGGCAUCAGAAGCAGUCUCUCUUUUUCGUAGUUUUUACGAGCAGGGAAAUCCUAAUGCUCCAAAGCCUCAUAGGCCUCUUGCUCAACAGGCAACACAAUGAACAAUGUUCAAAUAAAGUUCUGGACUUUCUUAAGGUUUGCACAAGCCUGAGCUCAAUACUUCAGGAUUUCAAAACGGAAAGCGGAUGGAAACUUUGAGAGAGGUUCAGAAAAUAUGCGUCUCUCUUCAAACUUCUCAUGGAAACAUAUGAAGAGACAUCAAACACAAGCAAAAUCUAAAGCUGCAACACUUCAUCGAAAGUUUCAACAAAGAGAAGAAUUCUUUUGUUUAAUUGAAGUACAUAUGAAGUUUACUAAAGUCCAGUUUACUCUGAAGUUAAUUUGAUAAAAUAUAAUGAUAUACAUGGUUUUACUCAAAGGACUUCCAUCACGUGUUAUUCUUCCUCUCCUUGAGAAGGUUACAUUGUGUAUACAAUAAGAAAUAUAACUAUUUUUUGUUA